AUGGAAAAAGACUUCAUGAGGACAAUAACCAUGGCGAUGUUUAUUCCGAUCGCAUUUACGGAAAUCUUCAACAUCUACUCUGAAAUAGUUGCUUAUCUCAGCUUAUUUGCGGAUAGUGAGGCACAGUACAAUUAUAUCUUCAACACCUUUUUGGGAUGGACGCACAGUCUUUUGUAUGUAAUCUACGACUAUGUUCACUACAAUAUUCUUGUAAUGUUAAUUUUACUGUUAUACUGCUGUCGACUUGCCUAUCAGGCUGAGGAGCGAAUUAAAGCCUUUCCCCUGAAUAUGAUUUGUGUCGUGGCGCAGAUUAUUCCAUUCUUCCUGUGCGUGGUCUACUACAUCUCCGAUGGCACCACGGAUGUCGCGUUGAGAGUUCUUUCAAUUUCAUCGCGUGUGGUGAUGAUUGUCGGAUUCCUCAUCAUAAGUGGGCAGAUCCUGACA
This is a messenger RNA of Ostertagia ostertagi, 444 nucleotides long. NCBI's taxonomy places the organism in Eukaryota, Metazoa, Nematoda, Chromadorea, Rhabditida, Trichostrongylidae. The record is from the annotation of a GenBank genome assembly.